AUGGGUGCAAGACACCUGGAUCGGAAAGAACACAACAUGCGGGUAAUUGGACAAUUGAAAGGGCAUUUGAAGUUCGAUUGGAGGCACACGAACAGGUAUCAUACCGUCAAUCCUCCUGAUGACCUUGCCGCAUUAAACCAAGGAGACGACGCCGUACAGAAUCUACACCAUCAGAUAGAUUUCUUGACACGGAGAACAGCGAUGGUAGACUCGGGGAUGGCGGGUCUUGUGCCGCCUGAUUAG
This is a messenger RNA of Marasmius oreades (fairy-ring Marasmius), 243 nucleotides long. RefSeq lists its product as uncharacterized. The coding region runs from base 1 to 243 and encodes 80 amino acids. The record is from RefSeq and is a predicted model, not a curated record. Lineage: Eukaryota; Fungi; Basidiomycota; Agaricomycetes; Agaricales; Marasmiaceae. The transcript has 2 exons.